AUGUCGGGAUCAGCAAGCGGCGCCGCCGUGUCUGUCGGGACGAGAGCGUCGCCAGCGGGAGGCGGAGUGGACGUGGUGAUGGGAGGAACUUCGACAGCGACAGCUGCAGAAGCCGUAGCCACAGCGGCAGCCGCAGCCGCAGUGGCAGCGCCGACAACGAUCGUCAGCGCGAGUCUGUUGGCGACAGUUGGCAGCAUUCAUAGCGCAAACAGUCUUACUGACAGGGGUGGUGAGCCACGAUCGCGGUGCAGCCAAUGCGGGCGCCGGCGCACAGCGUGCCACCACCUCCCGAAUCAGCAGGGCCUCCAGCAGCCCGCCUCCCCAUCUUCCUCCACAACUGCCAUUAUUGCCAACGGAACCCUCAGCGCCGCUCCGUCGCCCUUGCACCAGCGACCCCGCAGAAUCUCCAAGCUAAGACACCGUGCUUUAACCGCCACCACUGCCACUCACACAAAUGCCGCCGCCGCCUCCGUUACCUUCUCUGCGGAUGACAACCCCAGCAGCAGCGCCAGCAGAGGCAGCAGCAGCAGGAGCAACAGUAGCACCUCCAUCACCCCGGGAAGCAGCGACAGCAGCCUCGCCAUGGAACCCCCCGUGCUCUCGUUUUACGGCAAGGAGCCCGUGCCGCUGCCCUCGCGCUUUGCUCAAAUAAAGCGCAGUCUUGUCGAGGGCCACGAAAAAGAGCUCGAGGCGUCCUGGGCCCGUCUGAUCGAGGCGCUGAAGGGCGACAUGGACGAGAUUGCGUCCAAGGGCUCCAGGUUGACCCCGACCAUCAAUUUUAGCGAUAUGCACGACCCGGACGCCCGGGCCGCAUUCUCACGCGACCUCAAGCGCUACGGGCUGGGGCUGGUCCGCGGGGUCGUGCCCCGCGCCGAUGCACAGUUCGCCAUCGACGAGACGGUCAAGUACCUCGAGAAACAGACCGACUUCAAAGAGCCGCCGCCACAAGACCCGACAUGUUUCGACUUCUUCUGGACCCCGGCGCAGGUGCGCACGCGGGCGCAUCCCCGCGUUUUGGAAGCGCAGCGGUUCGCCAUGUCUCUGUGGGACAACAACGCCGACGACCGCAUGGCCAUCCGGUUUCCCAUUGCCUACGGGGAUCGUCUGCGCAUUCACGGCGCGAACAUUGGGGGCGUGGGACCUGACGCGCCCAAAAAGGGCAAGGAAGUGGACAAGUCGGACACGCCUGCCACUGACGAUGUCGACGACGACGGCUUCGCGGCGCACAAGGCGGCGGCGGAAUUGUUAGGUGACUUCACAUCGUCCACCGUCAUCGCGCAGGUGGACAAUGGUAGUCUCGAGCGGUGGGAACCAGACGGGUACGGCCGAGGCGGCACCUACGAUGCCGUCUUCCGGGGCGAGUGGGAGAAGUACGACCCGUGGGAUCCCACCUACCGCGUAAGCGCGACCCCGGAUCUCUACAACGGCUACGGCGCGUGCAGCAUCUUCCGCAUGUACCAGGGCGUCGUGGCCCUGAGCACCAUCGAGCCGGGCCUGAUCCGCCUCCUCCCCAGCCCCAAACUCGCCACCGCCUACUUCCUCCUCCGCCCCUUUUUCUCCCCAAAAACCAAGCCCCCGGAGCGCCGCGAUGGCCCCGAAUGGGAGGCCUUCCUAGACCCCUCGAACUGGGCCCUGGACAAGGAACAGUCCACCAUCAUCCACGGCGCCGUGCCCGGCCACGCGCAGCGCCUGACCGAGCUCUGGCACCCGCACCUCCACCUCCGCCGCACCCUCGUCACCAUCCCCACGCUGCAGACGGGCGACUACAUCGUCUGGCACUCGGACCUCGCUUACCACAUCACCUCCAACCCGAACCUCAUGGCCAGCCGCGCGCCCACGCCCCCGCCCGAGAGCGAGGGCGACGCCAACGCCCCUGCCGGCCGCCCGGUCUCGAUCCUCGUCUACGUCCCCGCCGCGCCGCUGACCCAGACCAACGCGCUGUACCUCGCCCGCCAACGGAAGACCUUCCAGCGCGGGCAUCCCGGGCCGGACUUCGACUCAACCGGCAGCGGCCUGGGCAGCGAGGCCACGCACAUCGGGCGUCCGACCGAGACGGAUAUCGCCGAGGUGGGCGGGCCGGCUGGGCUGCAGGCCAUGGGGCUCGCGCCGUUCGAUGUGGCGCCUACCCCGCCGACGGUGGGGGAUGAGGAUGUCAAGGAGGGGAGUAAACAUGCGGAUGGUAGGGGUAAGAAGGGGGAUGGGGAGGGGGAGGGGGAGGAGGAGGAGGAUGUGGAGAUGGGGAUGGGGAUGGAUAAUGGCGGUUCAAAUCCGUCGUCGUCGUCAACAUCAAUGACGAGGGCCGAGGCGGAGGUGGCAAGACUGGCGAACAUCAUUCUGUUUCCGGACAGGUACGACUUCUACAUGGCCAAGCGGAACGGGAACGGUACCAAGAGGAGUAAAGUCGUCAGGGUAGACAGGAAACCGGAGGGGAAGGCGGAUGUGAAAGAGGAGAAGAAGAGGUAA
Messenger RNA from Chaetomium strumarium, 2463 nucleotides. RefSeq lists its product as uncharacterized. The record is from RefSeq and is a predicted model, not a curated record. The coding region runs from base 1 to 2463 and encodes 820 amino acids. NCBI's taxonomy places the organism in Eukaryota, Fungi, Ascomycota, Sordariomycetes, Sordariales, Chaetomiaceae. The transcript has a single exon.